Messenger RNA from Esox lucius (northern pike), 2648 nucleotides. Its product is annotated as palmitoyltransferase ZDHHC23. The record is from RefSeq and is a predicted model, not a curated record. Gene Ontology annotation, molecular function: protein-cysteine S-palmitoyltransferase activity. Gene Ontology annotation, cellular component: Golgi apparatus; endoplasmic reticulum. NCBI's taxonomy places the organism in Eukaryota, Metazoa, Chordata, Actinopteri, Esociformes, Esocidae. The transcript is spliced from 5 exons. Bases 465 to 1694 code for a protein of 409 amino acids. Gene Ontology annotation, biological process: peptidyl-L-cysteine S-palmitoylation; protein targeting to membrane.
CAUACGCCACCACAUGCUGCCGCUUCCACCGCCAGACGUGCCAACUUCCCUUUUCACCGAGGUUACUCAACCUGAUCAGUAGGCAAGUCCUCUCAUAAUAAACUUUCUGCUCGUAAUUGCUUUUUUAAACGAAAUAAGAAGAACAAAACUGAUGGAUUAUAGGAUACUACAAAAAAAAAUCCCUUUUCGAAAGGGAUAUCCCACCUGCCGGACACCUUGGUAAUUUACCUGGAAUUCGGCGCCAAGUAGGAAUAACGGUGCGAAAUUUUAGUGUGGAGCGACCUAAUAAACACGACUGAUACGGUGCUUCUGUUUCUUGGGAAAGUCUGAAAUACUGUACAGGAAAAACAAAUGAAAUUAAGGGAAAAAACUAUGUUCUUAUAACAACUGGAGCCUGCGUCCGAAGGAAAAGUGAGUUCUCCUAAAACCCAUAGGCAUUUCAAGGGAAUCUGUGAACAGCCAGAAUGAAAUGGGAAAAGUUCAAGCCACCAGAACCAGAUGACCCCAUGUGCUGCUGUGAGUGUGAUGUCGACCAACAUGGCUGCUGCUGUGACUGUGAGGGUCUGGAUGAAGCCUGCAACAGGUGGCUUAAGGGUGAGCCUCAGAACCCAGACUGCUCGUUACCGGUGUUUGGUGCGCUGAUGGACCGGCUCAGGGUGAAACUCUUCGCCGGGGACGGGCGGGUGGAGAUCUCCACUGUUCCGGCCCUGGUUCUGCUUCCUUUGCUAUUGCGUUUGGCGGCGCUGCACUUCCUGCUGGGCCUUGUGGUUCUGACGGUCCUGCCUGGCCUGGUGUUGUGGUAUUACUACGCAACACACAGGAAGAAGGGCCGCACCCUCUUCUUCCUCAGCCUGGCACUCUUCUCUCUAGCCUACAUGUACUUCCUGUUUGUGACAGAAAUCCUGCCUCGCGGGGACGUGAGUCACCAACAGUUGGUCGCAGUGACAACGGGCGUGGUCCUCACCCUUGUCUCCCUGCUGCGUACCAAGCGGGCGCCGGGUUUCGUGCGGCCGUCCCCAUCAGACGUACACGCCACGAGCCCCGUUCCCAGCCAACCGCCUGACAAACACGCUUCCUCCCUGAAUGAAGCGGGCCAGCCAGCGGCGCCGGCGCCCCCAGUGGAGCAGCAGACACAGUCCCUGGUGGCCAAGGGGGGCCGGUGCCCUCUGUGCGGAGUGGUGCGCCCCCCGCGGGCAGGACAUUGCCGCAUCUGUGGAAGAUGUGUCCGGCGCCUGGACCACCACUGCAUCUGGAUAAACAGCUGUGUGGGCCAGGCCAAUCACCGCAGCUUCCUGCUGACCCUGCUCCUCUUCCUGUUGACCUCUCUGUAUGGGAUCAGUCUGGUGCUGCGCAGCGUGUGUCCUCGGCAGAGCCUGUUCACUGCCCUCCUGUACUGUCCGGGUGUCUACACUCAAUACAGCUCCGCCCUGUGCUUCACCUGUGCCUGGUACAGCUGUAUUGUAACAGGAGGGCUGUUACACUUACUGGUACUGCAGAUAGUCAACAUCAGCUACAACGUGACGGAGCGGGAGGCACAACUUGCCCUGCGAAACAAAAACGUCCAGAGUCGUCUAUGGGGCCUUGUGGUGGAUACCGGGGUCUACUCACGUGGCUUCUGGCAGAACUGGGCUGAAUUCCUGACCAUGGGAGAGGCUGCAGAUAGACCCUCGUCUGCCCUCACUGACUUGGUUUAGCAUUGACUUUACAGAGAACACUGCCGCAACACAGUACUGGGAACGCCUUUCUUAACCAAACUGGUGGACUGUGUGGUUUUUAGCUGAUUUUACAUUCUCAUAACCCAGAGGUGUUAGUUUUUGUUUGUUAAAUAAACCUCUACAUUCCAAACUCUCAGGUGAAGAAUAAAACCAUGUUCUUCCAGAUUUGCCAUGGAAAUGACACCUCUUGUUAUUAGUUAUAACAUGGUGUUAAGCAUGAAAGGCGGCUUGGUUAUGUUAUAAGCAAGGUUUUAAGUCCUAGAUUUAGCUGUCUCUAUCUUUUCCCAAAAUGAUUUACAAGAUUCUUUACCAUGGCAGAUGAAAUACAACAGAACAGUUUGAAAUACAGAACAUGCAUAUGAAACUGUAGACUGCAUAUUGACUGCACCUAAACAUAGAAAUAAGGGAACACAGACUAAGACUACUUCAAAGGAAAGCUGAACUACUUCAACCAGGCAUGACUGACAUUCACCCACACACUCUCACAUUGAAUUUCAUAGUUAAACUGCCUGUAUUAAGUUUCAAUGUACUCUACUUAUAUUUCAAAUGAUCCAUUUCAUUGUAUAAAGACUAUGACUAAUCAUUCUUUACAUAUUUUUCUUUAUACCAAUCAAACAUUAAACAAUCUAUCUGAUAGCUUUGAGAGACCAUGAGGAUUAUAACAUUUAUGUUAGUACACCAGAGACUGUGUUGACAGGAAGUGGCUAGAAAGCUAUGUCAGCCAGCAUCAUUUUUGUCCUCACCACAACAAACCUACAGGAUAGCCUAUGUUAAACUGACACAAUAGUUUGCCAGUUUACACUGUCUUUUCCAGUUUUAAAACCCACCUCAACUUGUACAGUACCCAGAUGUGACGCAAAAAACAGAUUUCUUGUUUUCAACAUGGUCCGCGAUGGAAUACACAGUAACAGACAAAAUAAAAGAUAAAAUACA